Polyodon spathula (Mississippi paddlefish) is the source of this 2606-nucleotide messenger RNA. RefSeq names its product AP-4 complex subunit beta-1-like. The record is from RefSeq and is a predicted model, not a curated record. Gene Ontology annotation, biological process: vesicle-mediated transport; intracellular protein transport. Gene Ontology annotation, cellular component: clathrin adaptor complex; membrane coat. The transcript has 11 exons. The coding region runs from base 253 to 2508 and encodes 751 amino acids. Lineage: Eukaryota; Metazoa; Chordata; Actinopteri; Acipenseriformes; Polyodontidae.
GCCCUGCGCGCAGGCGUGCUACUGCUUCGCUGUUGGGCUUUUUAUAAGACAUUAGCACGCUGUCCUGUAGACGUGGGGGCCACACCUAGCCAGGCUUCAGCUACACCGUGUCGAGCUACAAAACUACCCUCACAAUUCGGGAAGUUCAUCGUCAGGAGCCGGGAGUCUGAGCUGCAGAGUGCUGUGUAACAGGGAGCAGCUGUGACGCCUACAGACACAGCAGGGUGCUUGAAGUGUCUUGAAGUGGUCAGGAUGCCCUACCUGGGCUCGGCGGAGACGGUGAAGGAGUUGAAAAGGGCUCUCUCCAACCCCAACGUCCAGUCUGACCGGCUGCGAUACAGGAGUGUCAUUGUCAGGGUUAUCAGGUUCAUGACACAAGGACUGGACAUGGCCCCUCUCUUUAUGGAGAUGGUGAAAGCCAGCGCCACAGUUGACAUCGUGCAGAAGAAGCUGGUCUACCUCUACAUGUGCUCAUACGCCCCUCUGAAGCCGGACCUGGCCUUGCUGGCCAUCAACACCCUGCUCAAGGACUGUGCUGACCCCAACCCCAUGGUGCGCGGCCUGGCCCUGCGCAACAUGUGCAACCUCAGAGUGCCCGGUGUCAGCGAGUACGCCCAGCAGCCCAUUCUGUCGGGGCUGAGGGACAAGGCCUCCUACGUGCGUCGAGCCGCGGUGCUCGGCUGUGCCAAGAUGCACAGUCUGCAGCCUGAUGCUGAAAUCGAUGGCGCUGUCGUGAAUGAGUUGUAUGGCCUGCUGCGAGACCAGGACCCCGUUGUCAUGGUGAACUGCCUGAGGGCCCUGGAGGAAAUCCUGAAAAAGGAAGGGGGCGUGGUCAUCAACAAGCCAAUCGCCCAUCACCUGCUCAACAGGAUGAAGGACCUGGACGUGUGGGGUCAGAGCGAGGUGCUGACCUUCCUCCUCCGCUACCGGCCGCGCUGCCACUCCGAGCUCUUCGACAUCCUCAACCUGCUGGACAGCUUCCUGGAGAGCGGGCACAGCGGCGUCGUCGCGGCGACCACCCGCCUCUUCCUGAGCCUGGGCGCAGCCCUCCCGGCGGUGCAGUCCGGCGUGCUGGAGCGGGCGCGGGGCCCCCUGCUGGCUGCCUGCACCGCACAGUCCCGCGAGCUGCGCUUCGUGGCGCUCUGCCACGUGCAGCAGGUCUUGCGCAGCCUGCCAGGGCACUUCGGAGCGCACUACAAGAAGUUCUUCUGCAGCUACUCGGAGCCCAGCUACAUCAAGUUCCGCAAGAUGGAGAUCCUGGUGGAGCUGGUGAAUGAUGAGAACGUGGGGAUGCUGCUGGAGGAGCUGAGGGGGUACUGCACUGAUGUCUCCCCCGAGCUGGCACAGGCUGCCAUCUUCGCCAUCGGGCGCGUUGGACAAACAUACAGUGAGAAAUGCCUGAGCAUCCUGACUGGGCUUCUGGAACUGAAACAAGAGCAGAUCACUUCGGCUGUUGUCCAGACGUUCCGGGACCAGGUCUGGCUGCGUCCGCAGUGCAGCGAGUCUGUGUGCGCUGCCAUCGUGGGCUGUGAGGAGCACAUCCAGGACAGCGAGGGAAAGCAGGCCCUGGUCUGGCUGCUGGGGGUGCAUGGCGAGCAGAUCCCCGGCGCCCCCUACGUGCUGGAGGAGUUCAUUGACUCCCUAAAGACAGAGCAGUCCCCGGCGGUGAAGCUGGAGCUGCUGACCGCCACUGUGCGUCUCUUCCUGUCCCGCCCAGCUGAGACCCAGGACGUGCUGGGACGCCUGCUCACCUUCUGCAUUGAGGAGGAGUGUGAUAUGUCUGUGCGGGACCGGGCCCUGUUCUGUUACCGGCUGCUGCAGUGUGGAGUGGAGGAGGCUCGCAGGGUGCUGGGCGGCCCCAAAUCAGACCCCUCGCUGGGGCUGAUCGCAGGCCGGCCCGAGGAGCCCAUCAACAGCUGGGCAGGGGACUUCAACACACUGGCACCUGUCUACAGCCGGGGGGAUUGGGCAGCACUUACUGCCACCACCGGGGGGAGCCCUUCGCUAUUACCCCAGGUGACUGGGGGAGCAGCACAAGCAGACCCUGGGAGUGUCGAGGAUGCAGAAGCAGUUGAUUCAGCAGCAGCAGCAGCACACUCCCCCCCAGACCCCGGUGAAGAGCUCUGCCUGGUCUCGGGGCCUCCUCUGUCCCCAGAACUCUUCGAAAGACGCUGGCUGGCUCUGGAGCCCUCUCGCAGGGUCUCGCUGGGCUGGCCGGGCGGUGACUGUCUCCCGGAGACGCUACAGGCCGCGCUGCAGCUCGUCAACAUCCAGGCCCUGGCUCUGAGCAGGCUCCACGCACGGCCCUGGAAGGCCUACCUGUACGCACACUGCCUGGGCACGGUGCUGCUGGCAGAGCUGCUUCGGGACCCAGACGCUGACGGGCUGCAGGUGACCGUGAAGCAGGACCCAGAGCGAGAGGAGGCACUCAGCAGCUUUCUUACAGUGCUGAAGACUGUCAUACAAACACUGGGAAACAGCAGCGCUUCCCUAGCAAGUCAUGACUGAACUGGAGUUUGGCGGCCCCCAGUGGACUGUCAGUGUAUUGAACGUGCUGCACAAUGUAUAUUGAGUUGAGGUCAGGAGGGAGGAUAUAUUAUAUAUAU